AUGGACCCACUACGCCAUGUCUCCUCUCCUCCUCCCUCCACAAGCAAAGCCUUUUCCUCUCUCUCUCUCCGAUCCCCAACGCCUUUCUCUCAUCCACUUCAUGCGCGUGCAUCCCGUUUCUCCCGUAAUCAGAGUCAGCAGCAGCUGGCCACAGACGAGGAGUUCGGUGCGGUGGUGAGGGGCCGGUUUGGCAUUCGGCUGGGGGCAGAUGAUGUGAGGGCCAUGCCUCCUGUGCCCAGGGAGCCGCCACUUGGCGACGUGUGCUUGGGGGGCCACUCGUGGGAAGGGGGGGAGUGGGGUGGAGUGAGGGGGAGUUUGGGGGGAGAGGAGGAGGGGGACGUUAACGGGAGGUUUCAGGAGGGGGAGCAAGUUGAGCGUGUGGCGGUGCUGACGGGGGCGGGUGUGUCUGCAGCAUCAGGCGUGCCCACCUUCAGAGGGGUGGGUGGGCUCUGGCGCACCUAUGAUGCCACGGUGGGUGCCAUGCCACGCAUGCCCGCGCACCUCUCGCCCUCGCCCUUCUCAUCCCUGCGCCCACAGGAGCUGGCAACCCCACAGGCGUUUGCAGCGGACCCAUCGCUGGUGUGGGAGUUCUACCACUACCGCAGGUGCCUCCCUCUACCACUACCGCAGGUGCCUCCCUCUACCACUACCGCAGGUGCCUCCCUCUACCACUACCGCAGGUGCCUCCCUCUACCACUACCGCAGGUGCCUCCCUCUACCACUACCGCAGGUGCCUCCCUCUACCACUACCGCAGGUGCCUCCCUCUACCACUACCGCAGGUGCCUCCCUCUACCACUACCGCAGGUGCCUCCCUCUACCACUACCGCAGGUGCCUCCCUCUACCACUACCGCAGGUGCCUCCCUCUACCACUACCGCAGGUGCCUCCCUCUACCACUACCGCAGGAGUGUGGUGGCACGGUGCACACCCAAUGCAGGCCACGAGGCGCUGGUGCAGCUGGAGCAGCGCUGCCAGCAGCAGGGCAAAGCAUUCACGCUCCUCACUCAGGUGCC
Molecule: messenger RNA, 1013 nt
Organism: Closterium sp. Naga37s-1
Lineage: Eukaryota; Viridiplantae; Streptophyta; Zygnematophyceae; Desmidiales; Closteriaceae
Source: the annotation of a GenBank genome assembly